Eupeodes corollae is the source of this 891-nucleotide messenger RNA. Its product is annotated as endocuticle structural glycoprotein ABD-4-like. Gene Ontology annotation, molecular function: structural constituent of chitin-based larval cuticle. The transcript is spliced from 3 exons. NCBI's taxonomy places the organism in Eukaryota, Metazoa, Arthropoda, Insecta, Diptera, Syrphidae. Gene Ontology annotation, cellular component: chitin-based extracellular matrix. The record is from RefSeq and is a predicted model, not a curated record. The coding region runs from base 125 to 541 and encodes 138 amino acids.
UUGGUAUAAAUAAUCCCGAGUUCAACCACAAAGGGUACAGUCACAAUUGUUUAGUGCUCAAGUGAUCCUCUCCAUCAAAAGGAACAAAUUUAAACAAAAAUUCUCUAAAUACAAACAAAUCAACAUGAAGUUCUUUAUUUUCCUUCUCAUCGCCAUGUUUGCGCUUGUCAGUGCCGCUCCUCAGGGACCAAACGAACCCAUCCCAAUUAUACGACAAGAGCAGGAAGUCAAUUUCGACGGAUCCUACAAGUACGCUUACGAGACCGGCAAUGGAAUAACAGCUGAGGAGACAGGGUUUUUGAAAAAUGCUGGCAAUCCAGAUACCGAAGCACAAGUUGCUCAAGGUCAAUACUCAUACACAGCUCCAGAUGGACAAUUGAUUCGUGUGGUUUACACCGCCGAUGAGAAUGGCUUCCAAGCUCAAGGAGAUCAUUUGCCAACACCGCCACCAAUCCCACCAGCAAUCCAGAGGGCUUUGGAAUAUUUGGCCACCGCACCACCUCAACCAGAACAAGGAAGCAACACUAUUAGGAGGGGAUAAAUAACUAAAUAAAUUAAUCUUUAUUUUGUUGUAAAUUAAUUAACAUUGUUCCCGCAUCCGGACCUACAAACAAAAAUUUAUUAAAUUUGUGAUUUUCUUCAUAUUCAUAAACACAAAAACAUACACAUAUACGACCCCAAAACACAACACAUGAACAUACAUACAUAUAUCCACACUUUAUUGUUGGCUAAAUUGUUGAAUUUUGUAAAUAUUAUUAUUUUUUUGUCAACUUUUUGUAAAUGCCAGUGAAAGAUAAAACAUUCGCUAAACAAACGAAUACUCAUUAAAUUAGUUCUUAAGUUGAUUUGAAAGACGAAAUAAAUAAAUUGAAAUUUUAUACAAAAAUAAAA